Messenger RNA from Olea europaea var. sylvestris, 1678 nucleotides. Its product is annotated as triose phosphate/phosphate translocator, chloroplastic. Gene Ontology annotation, cellular component: membrane; Golgi apparatus. Gene Ontology annotation, biological process: transmembrane transport. The coding region runs from base 215 to 1441 and encodes 408 amino acids. NCBI's taxonomy places the organism in Eukaryota, Viridiplantae, Streptophyta, Magnoliopsida, Lamiales, Oleaceae. Gene Ontology annotation, molecular function: antiporter activity. The transcript has 12 exons. The record is from RefSeq and is a predicted model, not a curated record.
GUACUUACAUUAAAAGAAAUGGUCUGCGAAGCAGCAGAACGGUAAGAAGAAAAAAAUCCCAAAUAAAUCGAAAAAAUACGAACCGCUCAUUUCGUCACCUGAUAGAAACAAAGCAAACGGUCUUCCCACUCCCUGUGCAAGUUAACAAUCCCAGCGCACACCAUAACUUCCGUUUAGACUCUCUCUCUCUCUCUCUCUCUCUCUGUACAGUCAAAUGGAGUCUCGUGUGCUAACCGGCGCCCCCGCCAUUCGUGGCUUACCAUUUAUUCGGAAGCCGGCGGCGAGGUUCACCGCAAGCUGCGGUGCCCCUGCCUUGAAGUCCACAGGAACCUUCAAUGAUGGCGGGAACUUGAUUUGGGGGAAUCAGCUCCGUCCAGCUAUUCUGCUUGAAGCUUCCGCUGCGGCCGUGGUUUCUCCGGUGACUAAAAGGGAGUAUUUACCUCCAUGCCCGGCUGCGGCUUCUUCGUCGGCCGAGGGAAGCGAUUCAUCCGGGCCGGUCGGUUUCUUCCAGAAAUACCCGGCUAUUGUCACCGGGUUCUUCUUCUUCAUGUGGUACUUCCUGAACGUAAUUUUCAACAUUCUCAACAAGAAGAUCUACAACUACUUCCCCUAUCCUUAUUUUGUAUCGGUUAUUCAUUUGUUCGUUGGUGUUGCUUACUGCUUGGUUAGCUGGGUUGUGGGACUUCCCAAGCGAGCUCCAAUUGACUCAAACCUCUUGAAGCUGCUCAUCCCAGUAGCUGUGUGCCAUGCUUUAGGCCAUGUAACCAGCAAUGUCUCGUUUGCUGCUGUUGCUGUCUCGUUCACUCACACAGUUAAAGCUCUUGAGCCUUUCUUCAAUGCUGCUGCUUCACAGUUCAUACUUGGCCAACAAAUACCUUUCACAUUAUGGUUGUCACUGGCACCAGUUGUUAUUGGUGUAUCGAUGGCAUCAAUGACUGAGCUGUCUUUCAACUGGACUGGCUUCAUUAGUGCUAUGAUUUCCAAUAUCUCCUUCACUUACAGGAGCAUAUAUUCAAAGAAAGCUAUGACCGAUAUGGAUAGCACUAACCUAUACGCCUACAUUUCUAUCAUCGCGCUCAUCGUUUGUAUUCCUCCUGCCAUUAUCAUCGAGGGACCUCAACUACUAAAGCACGGGUUUAGUGAUGCAAUUGCUAAAGUGGGUUUAACAAAGUUCGUCUCAGAUCUUUUCUGGGUUGGAAUGUUUUAUCACCUCUACAAUCAGCUAGCAACAAACACCCUUGAGAGAGUGGCACCCCUCACACAUGCAGUUGGCAAUGUGUUGAAACGUGUUUUUGUGAUUGGCUUCACGAUUCUAGUCUUUGGAAACAAGAUUUCACUGCAAACUGGUAUUGGUACUUCCAUUGCAAUUGCUGGAGUUGCAAUGUACUCCUUCAUUAAGGCCAAGAUUGAAGAAGAGAAACAACAACUGAAAAAAGCAUGAGAGCAGAGGCAGGAACGUGGAAGAAAUCUCAGUGUACAUUUCAAUAUUCUUACGAGACAAUUAGUUCCUUUUCUCCGUUGUGUUGUUCUUCGAUCAAUUUUCUUGAAUUUCGUAUAAUUCAUGAUAAUUUCAAGUCACUUGGUGAUGUAUGGAAUAAUGUAUAAUUUUUGGAGAUCAACGUUUUGAUCCCUACCUUUGAAAAUUUAUAUGAGGUUAAAAAUGUAUUACUAUUUAUAA